AGUACUAGAUUUUUAAACGUCAAGAGACCUGAACAUCCUUUGUGAUAUGUAACUGCUGUGGAAGUGCUUUAUCUUGUGUGAAUGGCUAAGAUUUUUUCCUACAACGUGGUGCAACUAUCUUUCAUCGGUGGUUGUAAUAUACUGUUAUGCUUUUAAUCCUUGCAAGCCACCCGGAAUCAUCAAGUGCAUGGUUUUAGGAAUGAAAAUUACAAACGAAUGAAUAAUGAAAGAAAGUUCUUCUCAGUACCUUGGACUACAGGGUCUCUAUUCAUUUUCAUCUUAGCCUGGAAACUGAAUGCACUUUCCAUUGAAUGGAAACAAUCUACUCAUCCAGGAGAGAAAUCCUUUAUCUUCCAAGAUGGCUGAAGGGGGCACUCCUUGUCAGUCUGCUUCCAUGAAUAAAAGUUGCUUUGCAGAUUCAGAAGAGCCUUUGAAUUUGUUUGGACAAGAGGCAAGAACCAGGCAGAACAUUCUGGAAAAAGCCACCGGUUGGAUUUUCCAUAAUUGCCCUUUCAGGGAGCUCUGUUACCAGGAGGCUGAGGGACUCCAAGAAGUAUGCAGCGGACUCCACCACAUUUAUGGUCAAUGGCUGAAACAAGAAGACCACAUGAAAACUCAGAUGCUGGACCUGGUGGUCCUGGAGCAGUCCCUGGCCGUUCUGCCCCCAGAGAUGGAGAGCUGGGUCUGGAAGGGUGGAGCAGAGACCAGCUCCCAGGCAGCGGCCCUGGCCGAAGGCUUCCUCCUGAGUCACGUGCAGCAGAAGAUACAGCGAAAGCAGCAGGUUCAAGAGCUCUUCAUGGAGGUGGCCACCCAAGCGCCUAAAGCAUUAGGGGAUGUGUCAUAUGCCCCUCAGAAACCCGUCUUGGGGGGGAUCUCCCAGGAGGACCCAUCUCAGAUCCCACCAUCAGAAAAUGGAACAAUGGUGAUGAUACCGGUGGAAAUAGCUCCUUUUUGUGAUGGAGCAGAAACAGCGGUUGUCCUGCCAAUUCAGGUUCCCGUGUCCUUCGAAGAUGUAACUGUGUUUUUCUCUGAGGAGGAGUGGGCUCUGCUGGAUUUUGACCAAAAAUCCCUAUACAGAGAAGUCAUGCUGGAAAAUGCUAAGAAUGUGGACUCCAUUGUUGACUGGCAAGACAAUGAGGAUUAUAAAGAACCAGGUGUGAAAUCUUUGCAAAGAACUGAAACUGGAGAAGGGAUAUUGGACAAUCAGGGGGAGCCAAAGGUUCCUGGGGAAAACCAGUUGAACAGUAGGAUGGAGAAAUCCUCUAUUUUUCAAUAUGGAAAAAACUACAUCUUCCAUACCCAAUACCAUAAAGAAAAUGGAAGCUAUUUAGAAGGUGGGAAAAUGUUCAGGAAUAAAUCAGAUGUAUCUGAAUAUAGCAGAACCCACCCUAAACAAAAGCAGCGUGAAUGCAGAGAACGUGGAAAAAAUAAUGAUUUGAAUCUCGGUCUUAAUUUACAUCAAAGCAUUGAGGUAGAAAAUCCAUAUAAAUAUCCAGAGUGCGGGAAAAUCUUUAACGAGAACAGUACUUUUAAUACCCAUAAAAGAAUCCACAGAGUAAAGAAGUCAUAUAAAUGCACAGGGUGCAGAAAGAGUUUCUAUACAAGCAAUGAUCUUAAUUCGCAUAAAAAGACCCAUGCAGGAAAGAAACCAUGUAAAUGCAUGGAAUGUGGAAAGAGGUUCACUACAACUAGUGACCUUAAUUCCCAUAAAAGGAUUCACACAGGGGAUGAGCCAUAUAAAUGCAUGGAGUGUGGAAAAGGCUUUACUCAAAACAGUCAACUUACCUCCCAUAAAAGAGUCCACACAGGAGAUAAGCCAUAUAGAUGCACAGAGUGUGGAAAAAGCUUCACCACAAGUGGUUCCCUUAUUUCUCAUAAAAGGAUCCACACAGGGGAGAAACCAUUUAAGUGCAUGGAAUGUGGAAAGAGUUUCAGCAUGAGCAGUAACCUUACUUCCCAUCAAAGGAUCCACUCAGGGGAGAAACCAUAUCAAUGCAUGGAGUGUGGAAAAAGCUUCAGUAUGAGCAGUAAUCUUACUUCCCAUCAAAGGAUACACACAGGGGAGAAACCAUAUCAAUGCAUAGAGUGCACAAAGAGCUUCAGAGACAUGAGUUCCUUUACUUCACAUAAAAGGUUCCAUACAGGAGAGAAACCAUAUAAAUGUAUGGAUUGUGGAAAGAGCUUCACCACAAGUGGUUCCCUUAUUUCUCAUAAAAGGAUCCACACAGGGGAGAAACCAUUUAAGUGCAUGGAAUGUGGAAAGAGUUUCAGUCAGAGCACUUCCCUUACUUACCAUGAAAGGAUCCAUACAGGGAUGAAACCAUAUCAGUGCAUGGAGUGCGGAAAGAGAUUCAGCACAAGCAGUCAUCUCAUUUCCCAUAAAAGGAUCCACACAGGGGAAAAACCAUUUAAGUGCAUGGAGUGUGGAAAGAGCUUUACAAUGAGACGUGGUCUUACUUCCCAUGAAAGGAUCCACACAGGGGAGAAACCAUAUAAAUGCAUGGAGUGUGGAAAGAGCUUUAGAAGUAGGAGCGAUCUUAUUUCCCAUAAAAGGAUCCAUACAGGAGAGAAACCGUAUCAAUGCAUGGAAUGUGGAAAAAGCUUCAGUUGGAGUGGUAACCUUACUUCUCAUAAAAGGAUCCACACUGGGGAGAAACCCUAUAAGUGCAUGGAAUGUGGAAAGAGUUUCAGCCAGAGCACUUCCCUUACUUCCCAUGAAAGGAUCCAUACAGGGAUGAAACCAUAUCAAUGCAUGGAGUGUGGAAAGAAAUUCAGUACAAGCAGUGAACUCAUUUCCCAUAAAAGAAUCCACACAGGGGAGAAACCAUUUAAGUGCAUGGAAUGUGGAAAGAGUUUCAGCCAGAGCACUUCCCUUACUUCCCAUGAAAGGAUCCAUACAGGGAUGAAACCAUAUCAAUGCAUGGAGUGUGGAAAGAAAUUCAGUACAAGCAGUGAACUCAUUUCCCAUAAAAGAAUCCACACAGGGGAGAAACCUUAUCAGUGCAUGGACUGUGGAAAGAGUUUUAGAGACUUGAGUUCUUUCAUUUCUCAUAAAAGGUUCCACACAGGGGAGAAGCCAUAUAAAUGCAUGGAGUGUGGAAAGAAAUUCAGUACAAGCAGUGAACUCAUUUCCCAUAAAAGAAUCCACACAGGGGAGAAACCUUAUCAGUGCAUGGACUGUGGAAAGAGUUUUAGAGACUUGAGUUCUUUCAUUUCUCAUAAAAGGUUCCACACAGGGGAGAAGCCAUAUAAAUGCAUGGAGUGUGGAAAGAGCUUUACUAAUAGCAGCCAACUUACCACCCAUAACAGGAUCCACACAGGGGAGAGACCUUAUCUAUGCACAGAGUGUGGAAAGAGAUUCACCACAAGUGGUUCCCUUACUUCCCAUAAAAGGAUCCACACGGGGGAGAAACCAUAUAAGUGCAUGGAAUGUGGGAAGAGUUUCAGCCAGAGCGCUUCCCUUAGUUCCCAUGAAAGGAUCCAUACAGGGAUGAAACCAUAUCAAUGCAUAGAAUGUGGAAAGAGCUUCAGUAAGAGCAGUCAUCUUUCUUCCCAUAAGAGGAUCCACUCAGGGGAGAAACCGUAUAAAUGCACAGACUGUGAAAAGAGCUUUCAUACAAGCAGUUACUUGAUUUCACAUAAGAGGAUCCACUCUGGCGAGAAACCAUAUCAUUGCAUGGACUGUGGAAAGAGUUUCAAUACAAGCAGUUCCCUGACUUCACAUAGGAGGAUCCACACAGGAGAGAAACCAUAUCAGUGCAAAGACUGUGGAAAGAGUUUCAGUCACAACACUUCCCUCUCUUUUCAUAAAAGGAUCCACACGAGGGAGAACCCACUUGCCAGCAUAUAAUAUGGAUGCAGCUUCAUCCAGAGUAGUGAACUUUUUGUAAAAGGAGCCACAUGGGGGAGAGCCCAUAUACAUGGAUGCAACAUGGGAAGAACUUAAGUGACUGCAUUUCCAAUCACAAUGUCAAAAUGGAAAGGGAGUGAAUUAUGAUUAGAGAAAAUGGGUUAGAGUGAAGGAAGGGGAAGAGAAGGGAUAAAUGGAUUGGCCAGAUGAAGGAAAUUAGAGGAAAGGUUUGGAAGACCUUCAGUUUACUACAAGAGAUUUUGUCUGUGUGGUAGAUACAUUAUAGCUGGACUUGAUGGCAUCUAACUAACCAUAUCCCUCAAAUAUAAUUCAACCUGCAGGGAGAUAUUGGGGAUACCCAGAAUUUUAUUAAACCAGAUUUUUAUUGGGAGACUGGUUUAUCCCUGGUUGCAUGUCUAACUGUUUCUCUAAGGCCUAAGGUGGAUUUCUCUCUUUCCUUCCUUUCUAUAUCCACUUAUCACCUCUUCAGGUCAUACACCUCCAGUCUUAUUCCUGUCUGCAUUCCCUCCUCCCCCAUUUCCAGGAAAACUACCCAUUCCCCGAUUUCUCAUAUUUUGUUGUUUCUAUUGGAAGACAGGGCAUUUUUGGGUGUGAGAGAUAAUGGUUGUUGCAUGUAAAUAACAUUCAAUUUGCUUCCUUAUUUUAAUGGCAAUUACAUUUUAUUAAAUUUUAUUUACAUUAUUUUUGUUCUGGGCCUGUCUUUUUGGGAGUGUGACUUUUGACAGUCAUAUGUAUGAACACAGAUAUGUGAGCCGUCCCCACAUUUAUUGGGAGGGCAGUAAUAACCCAUAAGUGGAUAUGUAAUUGGAGACUCUACUUUGGUCAAUCACUUAAUCCUGGGAGAAAAUGCAAUGGCUAUUAGUUUUCUUGAUAAGCCAUGAGUUGGCCAAGCCUGCGGAUGAUAUUGAAGUACUCAAGAUAAUGAAAACAGAAGUGAUUGUGAGGAAUUUGAGAAGAAUCUCUUGAAAGAGAAUGAACAAUCAACUCAGUGGCCAGCACAGUUCCCUUGAAGAACAUUGAAAGUGACAUGUACUGGGGCAUAAGUUCCUAACUUGACAUCCACAUUGUUGAGGCCUGAGCUGUACUUAGGCAGGGGAAAGAUCUUGUGUGAUAAUGGAGACCACAGUGAAGCCAUUGACUUUAUGUGGCAGUUGAGAAAAAGACAAAUCCCAUGUUAGGUUUCAGUAGGAAAGGAAUGGAAAUGAAACCAUUAUUCCCUUCUACAGUCUAUUUGCAUCUUGAAUAUUGUGUAUAGUUCUGGUCAUCCUAUUUGAAAAAAGGUAUAGAAGUGAUGGACAAAGUUCAAAUGCAGCCAUUAAAUGAUAGGGGGUUUGGAUAGGUUUAUUUGUGUUUGGUGCUCUUAAGCAAAAAAAAAAAAAAAAAAAA
Molecule: messenger RNA, 5257 nt
Organism: Python bivittatus (Burmese python)
Lineage: Eukaryota; Metazoa; Chordata; Lepidosauria; Squamata; Pythonidae
Source: RefSeq, a predicted model, not a curated record